AUGUUUGACAAAAACGAGGCGGUAUCCAUACAAAUUACGCAAAAUUUAGUUCAAGAUCCAAAUUUAACUAGUGAUCUUGCUUAUAUAAAAUCGCACUUUAAUUUUUUGCCGAGUAGCAUAACUUUAUUAGAAAAAAAAAUAAAUACAUCUUUUAACGAUUCAAUUAAUUUGAUGAAGAAUGUUGAAAAUAAUAUUUCCAAAAUACCAAACGGAAACGUCGGAAAAGCAAUUCAAGACAAAUUUCAAGCUGUUUUAAAGAAAAAUAAAGGCUAUGAAACCUUGAAAAAAAUCUCUGCUUGUAUUGAUGGAACAAAAUAUGAAACUUUGGAAAAUAUGGAACAAAAUUUCAGCCCAAGCGACGUAUCUCUUUUUAAUUACGCUCCCGUCACAUCUGUCGACGUAGAGAGGAGUUUUUCAAGGUACAAAAAGGUAUUGGCUGAUAAUCGACGAACUUUCACAUUUGAAAACCUGAAAAAAACAUUCGUGGUACAAUGCAAUACGAAUGCUUUUGGUAUGUUUUAA
Macrosiphum euphorbiae (potato aphid) is the source of this 522-nucleotide messenger RNA. The record is from the annotation of a GenBank genome assembly. Lineage: Eukaryota; Metazoa; Arthropoda; Insecta; Hemiptera; Aphididae.